AUGUUCACCAUAAUGGCACCUUUAGGCAUAACCAGACUGCGGGGUCAACUCUUCCUGCUGUGUCUUUGCCUGACACUGUGUGCUGGCAUGCUUCAGUUUGCAGCAGCCACCAUACAAGGGUACAUUGGAGAAAGGGACAUGAUAUGCCCAUCUGUAUGCAGAUGUGAUGAGGACUUUAUCUACUGUAAUGACCGUGGCCUGAGCUCCAUCCCAUCACUGCCGCCUUCUGCAUCCGUCCUCUACCUACAAAACAACCACAUCAACAACCCGGGUUUGCCCACCUCCUUGGAGCACCAUCUUGCCGUCCGUGUGGUCUACCUCUAUGACAAUGAACUGGAUGAAUUCCCCUUGCACCUGCCGCCAUCUGUACGUGAACUGCAUUUACAAGACAACAACAUACGCACUAUUCCUCGUAGUGCUCUAGCUCGGAUGCCCUUGCUGGAGAAGCUCCACCUGGAUGAUAACUCUAUCUCCACUGUCAGUAUUGAGGACCAGGCCUUUGCUGACAACCCACGAUUGCGCCUACUUUUCCUUUCACGCAACCACCUGUCUAGUAUCCCCUCAGGACUGCCUGCCUCUCUGGAGGAACUACGUCUGGAUGAUAACCGAAUCUCCACUAUCCCCACCCAUGCCUUUCGAGGUCUUGCCUCACUUAGAUGUCUUGUCUUGGAUGGGAACCUUUUGGCGAACCAGCGCAUAGCAGAUGACACAUUCUCCCGCCUUGCUAACUUGACAGAAUUGUCUCUGGUACGUAACUCCCUACAAACCCCACCUGUCAAUCUGCCCAGCGCUCAUCUGCAGCGCCUGUCUCUUCAAGAAAAUGCCCUGACUCAUAUGCCUCGUGGUUCUUUGGAUAGUAUGCACAGGCUGCAGAGGUUGGAUCUGUCCGGAAACAACCUCACCACCCUGCCAAGGGGACUGUUCAAAGAUCUGGACAGCCUGGGUCAGCUGCUGGUGAGGGGUAAUCCCUGGCACUGUGGGUGCAACCUGCGAUGGUUGUAUGACUGGCUGCAUGCCCGUGGUAACUCCAUUACUGUCAGAGGGCUCACCUGUCAUGGCCCCGACAAGGUGCGAGACAUGGCCUUGGUAGACCUUUCCAGCGAGAUGGAGGAAUGUGAGGUGGUGAGGACAGCAGGGACAAGAGACAAAGUGGGUGGAGCUGGAGUUGAUAGUGCUACCACUCAAACUCCUCCACAAGGCUCCCUCUUCACCCUCCGCUCAAAGCGACCCGGUCUGGGCCUUCCUGACUCUGGCUUGGACUACACUCUCAGCAGCAGUGGUGUGGGGAAGAGUCUGGCACUCAAUGUGAAGCCUCUUUCUCACAACAGUGUUCGUGUUACCUGGAGCGUGGCCCAGCCUAGCUCUUCUUUCAGGCUGAGCUGGCUACGACUAGGCACUGGUAAUGCCAUGGGAUCAAUCACUGAGACUCUGGUUCGUGGAGACCGUCGUGAAUACCUACUCACUUCGUUGCAACCUCGCUCCAGCUACAUCAUCUGCAUGGUACCCCUCGCUGCCAGUUCAGAAGGCAAAGGGGCAAUUCCUGGAGAUGCUGACUCUGAUGAAGCUCUGGUCUGUGCAAAAGCUGAAACGUCAGACCUCAGCCCGCUGGAGGACGAGGAGAAUGAAAGCUCACAACAGGUGACUACGCUGCCCCUGGCAGGGAUUAUUGGCGGGGCUUCGGCCAUUGUGUCCUUGGCUCUUAUUUUUGGCGUCUUCUGUUGGUACGGACACAGGACUGGGCAUUUGUGCCCCCGUGACCACUACACUCGCAGCAACUCCAGAAAAAACAAGACCUAUGAUGAUUACAUUGAGUCAGGCACAAAGAAGGACACUACCAUCUUGGAGAUCCGUGGUCCGGGGUUCCAGAUGACACCUAUGGCAGCUUGUCAACCAAUGCAGCCUAAACCCCUCCGAGAGGAUUACAUCAUUCAUACUAUAUACCCCUCCAAUGGCACUGGCCUGUACAAAGGCGUCAACCAUGUUUCUGAUGCUGGACAUGGCUCCAACCGUGGCUAUAGAGAAGGAGGAAUCCCAGAUAUAGACUAUUGUUACACAUGAUGUACUGUGCCAGAUCC
Messenger RNA from Notolabrus celidotus (New Zealand spotty), 2075 nucleotides. It is a transcript of the gene flrt1a, whose product is annotated as fibronectin leucine rich transmembrane protein 1a. Gene Ontology annotation, molecular function: protein binding. The transcript has a single exon. The record is from RefSeq and is a predicted model, not a curated record. Bases 1 to 2058 code for a protein of 685 amino acids. Lineage: Eukaryota; Metazoa; Chordata; Actinopteri; Labriformes; Labridae.